UGAUACAACGUGCCUAAAACGCGACCGUAGAACAAAAAAAAAGUGACGGAGCGGAAGAAGUAGCAGCGAAACAAUCAACAAAGGCGGCAAACAUGGCGAGAGGAAAAAGGAAAAAGGACCAGAAACCAGAAGAGGACACCACCGCAAUGGGAAUCCGGCAACGGAGGCGACAGUGCGUCGACCAGGUCGUGAGUGACCUUUGCCUGGGAGACUACGAGCAGGCUCUGUUCCGGAUCAACAAGGAUCUGGAAGACAAACGGGACCACGGGGAGAUUAUGGCUCUGCUGGAGCUGAAGAACAUCGUCGUAAGGUUGCGACUAAAGGGCGAGGCCCAGCGGACGAUCGGUCCAACUCGCCAGUCCGAUGCCCUGCCCAACGUAUUCACGCUCGAGAUGCUGGACGUGGUGCAGAAGGUGCUUCGGUGCCGCAACCACUACGAAGUGCUGCGCGUCUCGCACCACGCCACCUACUCGGAGGUGAAGCGGGCCUACCACAAGCUGGCCCUGCGCCUCCAUCCGGACAAGAACAGGUCGCCGGGAGCGGAGCAGGCCUUCCGUCGGAUCAGCGAGGCUGCAGACUGCCUUACGGAUUGCCAGAAGCGGAUCGAGUAUAACAUAGCGACGGCAGUGGAUCGCUCUGAGUACGAGGAUUACCCGGGUGGUAGUGGGUGCAAUGAGGAGGACCAGGCUGAUCUGGGGACUGAUCAUCGAAGGCCGUAUCAGGCGGCCAAUCAGCGGAUGCCCCAGCGUCAGUCACUCUACCAAACUGAGCAACUCGUAAUCGGAGUGGUGGCUGCUCUGGUUUUCCUGUUCAUCAUCAUGCACUAUAUAGCAGCCACACCUGCUUACAGUUUCACGCAAACCAGAACCCACAGUUUUCGUAGCGUCACUCAAUCGAAUCACAUAACCUACUAUAUCGAUCCAAAGAGUCUGGCGAAAUACACAGAACAGCAGUUAGUCAAUCUGGAAUCGGAAAUCGAGCAGGUUUUCAUCUCUGAUCUCAAGCAGAAGUGCAAGCAAGAGCGAACUUUGCGGGAAACAUUGCUGCUAAGGGCGAGGCAGGGAAACAAUCAAAAGCUGCUUCAACAUGCCAGCCAGAUGCCCACUCCGGCCUGCCAGGCGCUGCUCAAACUGGGAAAAUCUGGCAACAGUCCACUGCAACUGGAGAAUCGGUCUAUCCGAGAGCCUCAUUUAAAGCAGGAAUAGGUGUGAGGGUAUUUGUGUCAAGUUUUUUAUUGCUAGAAAUGGCUCUGUGUGGAAAUAAAACAAAAGUUUAUAAAAAUCUCAAA
This is a messenger RNA of Drosophila rhopaloa, 1288 nucleotides long. Its product is annotated as dnaJ homolog subfamily B member 14. NCBI's taxonomy places the organism in Eukaryota, Metazoa, Arthropoda, Insecta, Diptera, Drosophilidae. Gene Ontology annotation, cellular component: endoplasmic reticulum membrane. The coding region runs from base 93 to 1205 and encodes 370 amino acids. Gene Ontology annotation, biological process: cellular response to misfolded protein. The record is from RefSeq and is a predicted model, not a curated record. The transcript has 4 exons. Gene Ontology annotation, molecular function: Hsp70 protein binding.